Molecule: messenger RNA, 4550 nt
Organism: Xenopus tropicalis (tropical clawed frog)
Lineage: Eukaryota; Metazoa; Chordata; Amphibia; Anura; Pipidae
Gene: golga1
Product: golgin A1
Exons: 24
Coding region: 664-3171 (835 amino acids)
Cellular component (GO): acrosomal vesicle; Golgi membrane; trans-Golgi network
Source: RefSeq, a predicted model, not a curated record
GCUCUGUACAUUUAGAGAAAGGCGGCGUAUAGUACUAGGAGACGAGGCAUAUUACGACCCCUUUGACAGAACUCUAAUGUUACUAGGGAGAUGCAAGCCAGUGGGAUAUUGUGAUAGGAAACAAGCAUAGGAAGGCAUGCUGCCCCUUUCACAACUACUCUCUCCCCCCCAUGUUCCAUUUUUCUUGUAUUUGCCCUUUGCCACUUUAUACAGCACAUAGGGGUAGUACAGUGGCCUGUGUUUGGUGCUACUAGAAACUGCAGUGGGUUUAUUGGCAAGUUCUCCCCUGUGCUAAGUGGUACAUCCCAGGAUACCACAUUUGACCUAAACAGCUGUUGUGACCAAGCCAACAGCUGCUGUCUGCCUUCUUCAACAACCCUCCAAUUGGAAUCCAUCUCACCUGACAUUAUGGGCCACAUCUGCUGAGCAGCGCUUGAAAUGCUGGUAUCAUCAUUAAAGAGGGACACUAAUGGAAUGUAACUGUUGUGGAGCUACAGCGAUGGUGUAUUUUUCAGUUUUGAAAGGUGCAUUAUGGGUUUAAUGUGGAUUCUGUGAUGAUUUGAAGCACUCUUCACUGCAACCUCACGGACUGGAAAGGAUUACGGAUACCUAUUCUUCUAAGACUCUCUUACCGAAGUCUGAGGAAGCAAAUAAGUGGAAACUAUGUUCACCAAGCUGAAAAAAAAGAUUGCAGAGGAGGCAGCUGUAGCUCCACGUCCUGGUGGGGCAGCCCGAAUCCCCCGUACUAUUAGCAGGGAGUCCAUCACAUCAGCAGGGGCUGAUUCAGGAGAUGAUUUUGCCUCAGAUGGCAGCAGCUCCAGGGAAGACCUUUCCUCUCAGAUCUCCAGGAAAAAUGAACAGAUUCGCCGCCUUGAAGCAAAGCUAAUGGAAUAUGCCGAACAAGUCCGAAAUCUACAGAAGAUGAAAGACAAGCUUGAGGUUGCAUUAGAAAAGCACCAGGAUUCCUCCAUGCGUAAAUUUCAAGAGCAAAAUGAGGCGUACCAGGCCAACCGCGCAAAGAUGGCUGAAGGAUUCGCGCUAGCUCUUGAAAAAAAAGAUCAGGAAUGGAUGGAGAAACUUGCUGAUCUUGAAGAGGAAAAGAAGAAACUGUCGGAUCAGUUGGUCUCUAUGACAAAGCAGAAUAUGUCCUUCUUCAAAAAGCGGGAAGACCUUGAUGAGCUUGAAGGGUUUCAGCAGCAGGAGCUGGCAAAAAUAAAGCACAUGCUAUUGCAAAAAGAAGAAAUGCUAUGGAAAAUAGAGGAAGACCUGAAACGACAGAGGGAAGAAGCAGAAGCUUCUCUGGUUGAACUGCAGGACUCCAGCUGCUUGUCUGCCAAGCUCAGUGCAGAUAUACAGAAGUUGCAGGAGGAAAAUACUGAGCUUGCUCAAAAGAGGUCUGAGCUUGUAGCAGCACAAGAAGGAGCAACAAUCAAGAUAACAGAGCUAGAGGACAGGCAAACAGAACUACAAGACUUUAUCCAGCGGCUUUCUUUGGAUUUGCAGGAGGCUCAGUCUUCUGCUUCUAGUUGCAAGAAGAAACUUAACUCUGUUCAAGCUGAUUAUGAAGAUCUCUCGCUACAGCACAGUCAACUCAAAGCUAAGAUGAGCACAGAGGCUGAAUCAAAAGAGGUUUUGAUUAUGCGCCUCCAAGAAAAAGUCAGUUCUUUGGAGAAGACACUGGAUGGAACCUACUCUGGGGAGGAAGGACUCCAAGCACUACUUAAGGAGAAGAAUGACCUGGAGGUACGGUUAAAUGAAUCCAAGCAAGAGCUACUGGAGGGCAAGGCUAUGCACAAAGAUACCAUCUGCCAGUUGGAAAACCAGGCAGCAAAGCUUACCAGUAGAAUACAAGAAAUGGAAAAUGUUUUGCAUCAGAAAGAUGAAGAGUUAACCCUCUUCAAACAGAAAAGUGCAUCAGAGCUGAAGGAAAUAGAGCAAAAAUUAGAGACAACACAUGAGAAACUGCAGAAGCAAGAGGAAGAGUUGAACGAGAGAGAAUCGCAAAUAAAAUCACUGCAAUCUGAUCUGGAGUCCGAGUGUAGCAGGCUGACACAGCAGCUGAACAGUGUGAAACACCAGUGUGCUGAGAAGGUGGAGCGACUGGAAGCCCAAGUGUCUGCUCUCGAAGGGGCACGAGAGUUUGAUAAGGCAGCAGCUCAGCACCAAGUAAAACAAUUGGAACAAGAUAACACGUUGCUAAAAGAAAGAAACGAAGAGCUGGAAAGGGCUCUAAGGCAUCAGGAAGCCGAGCAAGAGAAAAUGAGGGAGGAACUGAGCAGCAGGGAAACUGUGAGUGUGGAGAUUGCCAAAGCCUUGGAAGAAACCCGAAAGCAGAAGGAAGAACUUCAGCAGCAGGUGGCCAGUCUCUCGAAUAUAAUCACUGAGAAUGAGAAAGAGCUGGCACAGAGAACAGAGGCGCUACAGGGAAAGGAAGAGGAAGCAGCUUCUCUAAAGAGAGAUUAUGACGCCAUCUUGUUGCAAGUAUCGCAGCAUCAGUCUCAGCUAGAGACAUAUAAGACACAAAUGGAACAGAGUGAGGAAUCCACAGAGAAGCAAGUCAGAACGAUGAGGAUGCAACUGCAAGAGCACAAGCAGGCUCUCCUUACAAGUGAAUCUCAGGUCUCAUCAUUACAAGAAGAGGUUUCAGCCUUACAUGAACACCUUCAUGGGUCGAAUGCACAAGAGCUCAAUGGAGAUGUAACCGCAGGCGACAUUGCACAGCUCCAGAAGGAGAACCUUGAAAUGGGGCAGCAGAUAGCAGAAAAAAAUAAGACUAUAAAGCAGCUCCAGCAGAGGAUGGCAGAACUGAAAAAGACAUUACAAAAGGAGCUGAAAAUCAAACCAGAGCCCGAAGUGAAUGAGGUCCAAGAAAAGCAAAACCCAGAGCCAGCCCUGCCAUCACUCACUGUAACCAACAAUGCAGACUUGAAUGACUCCCGAGAGAUCAACUUUGAGUACUUAAAACAUGUAGUGCUGAAGUUCAUGUCUGCCCGGGAAACAGAGGCCUUUCAUCUUAUCAAAGCUGUAUCGGUGUUACUCAACUUCUCUGUGGAGGAGGAAAAUCUGCUCAAAGAGACCUUGGAAUACAAGAUGUCCUGGUUUGGCUCAAAGCCUGCUCCAAAAGGUGCCAUCCGCCCAUCUAUAUCCAAACCAAGAACCCCCUGGUCCUGAGUGGAAGGGGAAACCACCGCUUGUGGUGGGCAGCUGCACUUUGUAUGAAACACUAACCACUGGCAGUUCCUGGUGCACUCCAUUCGCUGUCCUUGCAGUGUUUUCUUAUGGGAAUUUACAGCCUCCGAGUAUCUCGGGAGUAACUUUGUAUUAAAUAGUAUGCAUAGCACACUAAAGGCUGUGUAAAUACAUACAUACAUAUAUAUAUAUAUAUAAAUAGACAAGUGUAAAUAGUAUUUUAAGUAAAUGAGGGGAUUAUGAACUGAACAUGAGGUAGAAAACACAGGCAGGUAGAAAUGUUAUUUGUACAUUGAACUGGAUUCCCAUGAUAUUUUUCUCUGGUGCAGCGUGAAAGCGGCAAAGAGUAAGUGAAAUUUUCAUCUCUGCUAGCUUCUUUCAUUUUCUUCCCCCCCCCCCAACCAGUAAUUGUUUUUUAAUUCAGCAUUGGAAGAUACCUUGUCUUGCAAUAAAUAUGCAACACCAGGAAUCUGUAGCCUGCUAUCUAAGGCUUGGGGGGUGAGCGUUGUGGUAGGCAAGGUAUUCAUAGGUGCAUAUUCUUCAGUGGUUCCUUAAAGUACAAGUAAACCCAUUUAUAUAGCGUAGGCCCUACACAGGCUGGCCUCCCCCCUCCAAACAAAAUGCAGAGUAUCACAGCAGGAUUGGCAGCUGCCAUCUUUGUUGACUUGAUGUCUUUUUCUAGUUUUCUGGCUGCCAUGAGCAUGCAUAGUUAUAUCCAGUGAUUGACACUGAAAGGUGAAAAAGCAUCAAGCAGCCACCAACCUUGAUGCACUAUGACAUCAGGUACGAUAAAUAGGGCGGUACUGGGGGGGUCAUCUGUGGUGCUUGGUUUGAGAGAGAGGAGGAAGGCUCUUAUGAGGGGGGUCUAUGUUAUAUAAGUGGUUUCCUGGUGCUUUUAAGCACCUGCCCUAGAGUCCCGUGGAGUCCUAUAUCCCUUUUUGAUUUCUUUUCAUUUUAAAGACAUUAUUCUUGUGUUUUAAGGAUGCCUCAAAUGCCGGUUAUGUAGAUUUUUACUAUAACUUAUUUCUUAAUAGUCAGAUCUAUUUAAUUCCACAUUUUUAUCUGUGGGAAGGUGCGUUUUUGUAAAUUGGGUAGGAAAAUAGCAUAGUGUCCAAAUCAGACCUGGAUAAUCGGCAUGUUCUGUUUGCUACUGUUCAUUCUCCUUUAAAAGGAAAAUACAGCCAAUCAGAAUUUCCUUAUCUAUCUUUGAGUGGGCCCACAAACAUAAGUAGCCUAUGCCCCCUCUAUAAAUACAACGGUGCAACAAGGGAAGGUUCAGCCUUUGCAAUAAGCUAUGCACUUUUAUACAGCUGGAACAAUAAACCAAAACCGGAUUGUGCGGUUUCAAUGCUUGGUUCAUA